Molecule: messenger RNA, 3805 nt
Organism: Mustela lutreola (European mink)
Lineage: Eukaryota; Metazoa; Chordata; Mammalia; Carnivora; Mustelidae
Gene: TNFAIP2
Product: TNF alpha induced protein 2
Exons: 13
Coding region: 237-2348 (703 amino acids)
Biological process (GO): exocyst localization; exocytosis
Cellular component (GO): exocyst
Molecular function (GO): SNARE binding
Source: RefSeq, a predicted model, not a curated record
GAGCGGGGGGAGGCGGGGGCCGGGGGGCGGAGUCUGCGACUAUUUCAGGCGGCGCCAGGCUCGGCGGGGACAGCGGCGGCCAGGCCCGGACACACUGCCUCUGAAAAUCAAGGCCUGGGAUGGAGCCGAGGGGGCCGUUGUAGGACCCAGAAGUGUGAGGAGGAUUUUGUACCAGAGAGGCAAGGAGGCAGCCAUGUUAUGUGGGGACCUGCAGGAGCCAGGCCCCAGCCGGGGGGAUGCUGAAGAUGAUGACUUUCUUCCAAGGCCUUCCAGGCCAGCAGAUGGUGCCAGGGGUUCUUGAUUUUCCCAGAAGCUCCCAGAAGUUGCCCUCCACAUCCGAGGGGGAGUCCGAGACCUCCAUGUCAGAGGCCUCUUCUGAAGACCUGGUCCCGCCCCUGGAGGCCAAGGCAGCCCCGGAGAGCGACAAGGACCAGUUGACAAAGCAGAAGAAGAAGAGGUCCAAAGGCCUGGCCAACAUGUUCAGCGUCUUCACUAAAGGACGGAAGAAGGGUCAGCCCAGCUCAGCGCAGCCGGAGGGCGAGCCCGAAUCCCGGCUUGAGUCCAGCCGCCCGCUGCCCACAGUGGAGGAGCUCAAGGAGGCGCUGGAGCGCGGGCGGCUGGAGGCGGCGGGGCCGCUGCUGGCGCUGGAGCGGGAGCUGCAGGCGGCGGCGGCGCGGGGCGGCGAGAGCGCGGAGGAGCUGGUGCGGCGCCAGAGCAAGGUGGAGGCGCUGUACGCGCUGCUGCGGGACCAGGUGCUCGGGCUGCUGCGGCGGCCGCUGGACGUGGCGCCCGAGCGGCUGCGCCAGGCCCUGGCCGUGCUGGCCGAGCAGGAGCGCGAGGACCGCCGGGCGGCGGCGGCGGCGGCGGCGGCGGGGCCGGGGGCGGCGGGGCCGGGGGCGGCGGCGCUGGUGAGCGCGCGGCCGCGGCGCUGGCUGCAGCUGUGGCGGCGCGGGGUGGCGCAGGCGGCCGAGGAGCGCCUGUGCGCGAGGCCGGCCGCGGGCGCCGAGGGCCGCUCGGAGGCCGAGCGCGUCUUCCUGCACAUGGGCCGCACCAUGAAGGAGGACCUGGAGGCCGUGGUGGAGCGGCUGAAGCCGCUGUUCCCCGCCGACGUGGACGUGGUGGCCGCCUACGCCGAGAGCUACCACGAGCACUUCGCGGCGCAGCUGGCGGCCAUGGCGCAGUUCGAGCUGUGCGAGCGCGACACCUACAUGCUGCUCGUCUGGGUGCAGAACCUCUACCCCAAUGACAUCAUCAACAGCCCCAAGCUGGCAGGAGAGCUGCAGAGAGUCCAGCUGGGGAGCCUUCUGCCCCCCCGGCAGAUCCGGCUGCUGGAGGCCACGUUCUUGUCCAACGAGGUGGCCAGUGUGAGGGAGCUGAUGGCCCGCGCCCUGCAGCUGGAGUCACAGCGCUGGGCCCAGGAUGUGGCUCCCCAGAGGCUGGACGGCCACUGCCACAGCGAACUGGCCAUCGACAUCAUCCAGAUCAUCUCCCAGGGCCAGGCCAAGGCCGAGAGCAUCACCCUGGACCUGGGCAUGCAGAUAAAGCACGUGCUGCUGCUGGAGCUGGCUGCGUUCCUGAGGAGCUACCAGCGAGCCUUUGAUGACUUUCUGGAGAGAGGCAGACAGCUGAGAAAUUACAGGGGCAAUGUUAUCGCCAACAUCAACAACUGCCUGUCCCUCCGGACAUCCAUGGAGCACAAGUGGCAGAACCCACAGGAUCUCCCGGGCCACCUGCUGGACCCCCUGAGUGAGCUCAAGAGUCACGGCUUUGACACCCUGCUCCAGCGCCUGUUUGGGGACCUGAAGCCGCUGUUCAAGAAGUUCACGCAGACCCGCUGGGCGGCCCCGGAGCAGACCCUGGAGGAAAUCCUCUCCACCGUGGCCGACAGGCUGCCCGAGUUCUCGGAGCUGCUCGACUGUUUCCGGGAGGAGCUCGUGGAGGUUGUGCACCUGCACCUGGUGAAGGAGUACAUCACCCGCCUCAGCAAGCGGAGCCUGGUCCUCAAGACGGUGGAGCAGCAGCAGCAGCUGGCUGGGCACAUCCUGGCCAACGACGACGCCAUCCAGCGCUUCUGCGCCCAGAACGGCUCCUCGGCGACCUGGCUGCAUCACGCCCUCCCCAAGCUCGCCGAGAUUAUCCGCCUGCAGGACCCCAGUGCCAUCAAGAUUGAGGUGGCCACUUAUGCUACCUGGUACCCCGACUUCAGCAAAGGCCACCUGAGUGCCAUCUUGGCCAUCAAGGGCAACUUGUCAAGCAGCGAGGUCAGGAGCAUCCGAAGCAUCCUGGACGUCAGCGUGGGGGUGCACCAGGCCUGCAAGCCCCUAUUUUCACUUAUAAAGGUCGGUUAGCUUUCCCUGCGGCCUGGCCUAUUCUGGAGCCCCCAGCGAGCAUCGGACACCACCCCCUUGGUGGGCAACCGCCCCACUUCACGGCCCCUCCACAGGCUUCGUGCCUCCUGCUGCUGCUUCUGCCCAGCCUUGGCUAAGGCGUGAGCCCCUGGGCAGCUGGACUGGAUAGGCCCAUGCGGGCAGGGGCGCGAUCGUGGGGAGGCCAUGAGUUCAUUCCCGAGAAACUCCUUGUAAAUGACGAUUGAUCGUGUGUGUACUAAAGGGGGGAGCCAGGAGGGAGAGUGGCCCAGAGAUCCCGGGUUACUUCCCAUCCAGGGGGCCCCUCCACAGUCGUAACUGUCCUCCUCGUGGCUGGCCUGCGCACCUUCCCAGCUGCCAAGUGCUGAGCCUUGCCCAUCCUGCCUCCUCUGGCCCAGGACAGUGAGUGGGGGUCAGUGUGUCCUCGGAAGCAAAGGCAGAGCUAGAAAGAAGAAAACAAUGAACUCUUAUCUGGACCCUGGACAUCCUGGGUCUUCCACGCAGGGAUAGGCGGGGGCCCUCCGUGGGACCUCUACCUGGAAGUCAGCCUGAGAUCUGGGCAGGGCUGACUUGACCUCUGACCCCCUGGCCUCUGGGUCAGUGUCCUCUUGCACAUUUCCACAAACGUGGUGGUUGAAUCCAAAACUUAGCUUUCAGCCCUGGAGGUCAGAAGUCCAACGCAGGUCUCAUGGGCUAAAGCCAAGGUGUCAGUAGGGCUGGUUCCUUCUGGAAGGUUCCGGGGGGAUUUUCCUUGCUUCUCCUGAUCUUUAGAGGCUGUUUGUAUUCCCUGGCCCGUGGCUCCCUCCAUCUUCAAAGCCAGCAGGAGCCAGUCAAAUCUUUUCACACUGCAGACCUCAGACCUCCACUCCUGCCCCCCCCCACUUUUAAGGACCCUUUUGUUGACCUUUGCCCCACCCAGAUGAUAUAGGAUCAGCCCCUGUUUUAGGGUUAGCUGAUUAGCAGCCUUACCCCACCCGUAACCUCAGGCACUUUGCCACAGACCCUGAUGUGAUCACAGGUGGCAGGUGUAGGGCGUGGGCUUGUGGGGGGCGGGGCAUGAUUUGCCCCUGGCCUCCAGCCCCCAAUGGUGCCUUAGCCCACCCCGGGAAAACGUGGCUCCAGGAACUUGCCUAGACCUCUGUUGACCCACGAGGCCCCCUGAGCCUUAGGGCGGGUCUCAGCCGUGUGCCCCUGAGCUUGCUGAGAUGGGGUCUGGAGCCAGUGCCCUUGGGCUUGUCCCCACCCCCACCCCCCCACUUUCCAGGUACUGUGGUCAGGAACUGGCCCAUGUAAAUGGUGCACAAGGGCCUUUGUACAUUUGUAGAAAUUCGUGUGGUUUAUGUUGUUAAUAUUAUUUUUGAUAGUACUGCUUUUAUACAUAUGUACUCAGGACAGGGUCUGAGUUUUUAUAGCUUAAUAUAAAACUGACUUCCAAAGUG